CGCAAUCGCCAGUUUUUGUGAGAAAUAACGGAUGAUAACGGACAUGGUGAAUACCGCCUAGUGGCCAGCUCUGCUCAGCUGCGGGACCGUCCAUGGUGGCACUGCGUCGGCCUACGGAGAGCUCCAAGGCGGCGGUGGCCACAACCACCAAGUCCCUAUCCGCCGUAUCACUAACCAAGAAGACGGUGCGUAUUCUUUGUGAUCACCUUUGUGGUAAUUAUUAGUUUGAUCAUUUUCUUCUUCUUGUUUAGAAUGCUUUGGAAUCAUAUGUUGAAGAGCUCAAGAACAACCUCGAGGUUCAAAGCCGAGAAGUGACACAACGAGAUGAAGCGCUACAGGAACUAGUAGGCAAGGUGAUGAUCAUCGAUUUUUCGUGAUGUCAUGGAUUAGAUACAAUUUGUUAACUACAUAUCGCCUUGUAUGCUUUUAUUAGGUAGAUAUGCUGCACGACGCCUUCAAUUCACUGUCUGACGUCGUCACAUGUGAAGUCGAGGAAAUACAGAAGCAGAUUGCGACCACUACCUCGCAAUUGCAGGAUCGGGUAGCUAAACUGGAGCAUUCUAUAGGAUUGCUGGAGUCUCAAGUGCCUCGUAUGGAUGGCAAGCGCCGACAACUUCAGGAAACAUCGGAACGGCGCUUUCUCACUAUCCAAGAAACCUGCUCUAAGAUCGAGUUGGCUAUUUACGAGACCCAAUCGGAGCUAGCUCAUGUGAAAAAUGCCUCGGAAGAUCUCAUGACACGAGAGCGAGAGGCUGCACAUUUGCAGAAAACCCUACAGCUCUCACAAGAAGAUGCGGUGGACGCUCUAAAGCGACUCAAAGAAGAGAGUAGCCAACUCCAAGUGGAGCUCUUCGCUCUUAAAGAGCAUACAACUGGAAUUACCACGUCAGUUGCGAGUGAUGUUCAAGUACUAGCGACAGAAUAUUCGACACUUCGAGGCUUAGUAUCGAAGCAACAAUCUCAGUGGUUAGGCCAACUCAAGACACUACAAGAAACUUUUGACCGACAAGGAAAACUGGACAAAACGCAGCUUUCUCAACGAUUGGAUACACUAUCCGAUGCUGUUGCAUCACAAGAACAUCGUACAAAAAAUGCGGUUGACAAUCUACUGAAAAAUCAUACUCGUAUCCGAUGUGCAGUCGAUGAAGGCAUGGAGAUCUGUUCGCGAGAGGUCCGAGCGUUGAGUAACGAGGUGAAAGCUAUUGAAGCCGACCAACAAGAGAAAUUCGAUCAGGUUGUUCAGCAAAUGGCUACGAGCUCCAUUGAAUGUGAUCAACGAUACGACGAGCUUCAUCUCGCGCUUAGAUCGAUCGCACAUCGGCUCAAAGUCUCGCUGUAG
Molecule: messenger RNA, 1339 nt
Organism: Phytophthora nicotianae INRA-310
Lineage: Eukaryota; Oomycota; Peronosporomycetes; Peronosporales; Peronosporaceae
Exons: 3
Coding region: 440-1339 (299 amino acids)
Source: RefSeq, a predicted model, not a curated record